AUGGCGGUGCUGGCGAACGGAUUGUGCAGAAAAUUUGGACCGCAUGUGUGUUUUGGAUGUUAUCACGUAUUUGUGGGUAUCAGUUCAAGUGUCGCCAUGUCUAUCACGACUACAGUAGUCUUUCGAUACUCGCUAAUCAAAAAUUGGCGGCUCCGACGGAAUUCAUUGAUAGCGUUGGUACUCGGUAGUCAUAUUCCGCCGCUCAUCGCUACACUCACACCCUUCACGGCCCCAUGGAAUUUCGAAAUAGUACGGGAGCAGUCUAUCCGAGAGCAUCCCUCCCACGACCUAUCGAUUUAUACCCCAUUUUCGGGAUUCGCCGACACCAAAUCCCUCCAAUUCUUAUUUGUGACAGGCGCGGUGGCCGUUGGUGCCUACGGUGUUCCAAUGGUAUCGGUUUUUAUUAUUCGAAAAAUUCUGGAACUCACUAAAACUCACUCGAAGUUAUCGAAUAAUACGAAGAGGCAUACCAGGACUUUGAUGAAGGGACUCGCUUGCCAAGCAAUGCUUCCACUCAUCUCAUAUUUUCCUAUAAUGACGUUAUACCUGAUAACACAAUUCACAGCCGAGGAGUUUUUGAUUACUGAACACCUGCUAAACAUAAUGACAUGUCUACCAGCCCUAAUUGAUCCGUUCAUCUCCUUCUACUUCAUCGUCCCAUAUCGUCACGCAAUCCUUCGUGUCGUCGGAAAAAAAGCGAAUUCAACAAUUGUCGACGUGUCAACAGCACACAAGAGCACACUUCACGAGUGA
Caenorhabditis remanei is the source of this 753-nucleotide messenger RNA. RefSeq lists its product as uncharacterized. Lineage: Eukaryota; Metazoa; Nematoda; Chromadorea; Rhabditida; Rhabditidae. The transcript is spliced from 5 exons. Bases 1 to 753 code for a protein of 250 amino acids. The record is from RefSeq and is a predicted model, not a curated record.